CCAGCGACAUCAGCUCGUUCACCCUUCGAAGUUCAAUGUGGCUCCGGAGGGACAAAAGUGAUGGCUUCAAGAGAUGUGACAACAUUUACAAGGCGCGGAAAGCGCAAUUUCCAACAGGAACCUGGCUCAUAUAUCCUCCGCAAAUUAUUUGAUGACGUACCGAUCGCCGGCGCCGAUGAUGGUUCCCGUACCGACAUAACAUGCAUCGAGCUAUUAGAAGGGAACUUGUACAUAGGAACAUCAGCCGGUGAAAUAUUACACUUUGUUCUCCUCGCCGGCGAAUCAGACAGUCGGUUUUCCAAACCAAACUUUAUUCUAGCAUCGAGGUUGCAGCCUACUUUCAACCCAUUAUCAAGCUCACCGCAGGGCACGCUUGGCAUACAGCAAAUACUUCUGCUUGAGGAUGUUAAUAAAGCCUGCAUCCUUUGCAAUGGAACACUCUCAUUUUAUUCCCUGCCGGAACUCACUCCGGCUUUUGGAAAUACAAAGGUCUCAAAUUGCGGAUGGGUUGGAGGCUUAGAUCUUAACAAGAGCGGAUCAAGCAACUAUGCGCGAGAUGGGGUGACUGUCAUGGUAUCGAUUAAAAACAGGAUCAGACUUGUGAGGAUCAGCGAAGAACCACGACUUGUAAGGAACAUAGAAUUCUCUGGCUGCCUGGCUACCGUUCGAAGAGAUAACUUUGCUUGUGUAGCGGAUGCGCACUCUUACUCGCUGUUGGAUGUGGAUCAUCAGCAGAAGAUACCACUUUUCCCUAUCUCAUCCCAUGACGGCAGCUCUUUCCAUCAAGAGGAAAGGCUGUCUGACGGCAAAGAUUCCAAAUAUGGCAAUUCCGAAGGUGACUCUGGUGCAGGAGUUUCGACUCCAAUGGGUAGCGCAUCAUCUAGAAUAUCUAGAACUGAAUCGCCAAGUAAAUGGGAGCCCAAGGCCGUACCCGAGGAGAGGGGUAGUCAAGAAGGGACGACAAGCAACAAAACAGUAGCUCCAGGGUCAUCGCAAGCCUCGUCGAACCUAGACGGCUCAAAGGCGCAGAAAAGCAAUACUUAUGAUCGUUUGGCGGCGCAUGGAACUGCUAGGUCUACUGUUGCACUAGAAUCAAAGGAAUCGUCUUCCCGAACUCUAGAAGGAGCUCAUCAAAGUACUCCACAGGCAAAUUCCUUGCGGCCUCAUAUUCUCUCUCCCACAUCAACAGAAUUUUUGCUCACGACGGGCACGAACCCGCUAGAGCCAGGAGUAGGGAUGUUCGUCAAUCUUGACGGCGACGUGGUUCGGGGGACACUAGAAUUCAGCAGGUACCCUGAAGGGAUUGCUUUAGAUGGUCGAGGAAUUAAUCCAAUUUCUGGCGUGACCGGAGACAUCGGCGACGAAGGUUACGUGCUGGCGGUCAUGGGGUGCGAUUCUUCGUCCGGAAAUGAAGCGGGGUUAGAGAUCCAAAGAUGGGAUGUAGGCCCCGGCGAAGGGGGAGGAAAGAGGGAAUGGAUCUCAAUGAAAGAGCAUUUCGAAAGCUCACGGAAACAGACCACUCCUCGCGGACCCGCCGUGGGUAUCAGGCGGACAACCGGUCGUUGUAAUGUUUUUCUCGAAGAGCUUCGGGAGAAAAUGCAGUUGGCACCAAUCCGCAUCAAUGAACUAUAUACAAGCACGGAAAAUUGCGAAGUUCCACUGUUAACCAGUGCUAAGCAAAGAGACUCCCUGUCUUCUGACGUUCAACCAUCCAUCUAUGGACGGACCAGCCCCCAUCAAGGUCACCCAAAGUUUAUUGAUCAGGGUCCUACAGAUGACCUGGAAUCUUUGCGCAACGAGGAAGAACGACAGUUUAUCGAUAGAAUAAGUUACAUUGACUGUCAAACGGUUCUCUGGGCAGGGGACAAGGCGUGGUGGGUUUUUCGAAACCCGCUGGCGAUUCGACUUGAUUCAUUAUUGGAAAAAACCAUUCCAGCAUCGAAAAGCGCCAGUUCCACAGAAUUCGUGGACAUAGAAGCAGUUGCUCAGAUAUUGAAUAAUAUUCGGGAUCAAGAACCAAAGACCGAAUUGGAUUUCUUGAGCCUAAACUACGUCAAACAAAAGGCUGGCUUGCUACUGUUAACUGACAUGAUCUCAAGGGUUAUGUCUGGAGUCGAAGUAGGAGACGAUUACCGAAAGAUGACAGAGGAAGCGCUAGUUGAAGGCAAUGUCGAUCCGAGAAUUGUCCUGUCUCUGAUACCUGGCCUGCGAGAACAUAUUGUCCAGGGCGAAAGAGGCAUCUGGGCCUUCUCCGGCGUUAAGGAAAUCAUUAUAGAAUUUCUGGCCGAUUUGAAAUCCGCGGAUGUCUUAAUACUUUCCAAAGUAACCUCCGACUUCAAGCUUCUACAUCUUUUGAAACAAUACCUGUCAAUCUGGAGGAAGAAGAAGGGCUUUGGAAGCGUAACUGACGAGAAUGAGAUAUCUCAGACAGUGGAUUCUGGUCUUCUUCACGUUCUCCUUAUUUUGGACCAGCAAAGUCCUAAAGGUCCUGCAACUCCAUUGUCGUUGCGUGCCGAUUUGAACAAUUUUGUUGAUCAAGGAGUUGAAUGCAUUCAGAGCGCAGCCGCAUUGAUAGAACGUUACCAUCGCCUGUACGUACUCAGCAGGCUGUAUCAGAGUCGAAAAAUGGCAGGUGAAGUGCUGCAGACAUGGAGACGCAUUUUAGAGGGCGAACCUGACUAUGGAGGAGAGUUCAUUGGCGGGUAUUACGAAAUGCGAAAAUAUCUUCUUAGGAUAAGAGACUCCUCUUUGGUCAAAGAAUAUGCUCUUUGGUUGGCCCGGCGGGACGCGCAACUGGGGGUUUCUGUUUUUACAGACUCCACCAGUAGAGUCAAAUUCGAAGCCGUCCAGGUGAUUGACGCACUAAAGAGUGGGGCUCCGAAUGCUAUGAUAGAUUACUUAGAGUAUCUUGUCUUUGUUGACCACGACACAAUGUAUGCGAAUGACCUGAUACUCUACUACACUGAUACUAUCAUUGGGAUAUUAAACAGUUCGGACACUAUGCGCUCGGUCGUCGUGGAGUCUUAUGAAGCCUAUAAGGCGUUACAUUAUCCAAGACCGACUUACCGGCAGUUUAUCGAGGAAAACUUCAUUCAAGAAGAGUGGUGCCGGAAUCGACUAAGGCUUCUCCAACUUCUUGGGGGCACAGAGGGUUUGAUUAUUGACUAUGAUGUCUCAACGGUCAUGGCAAAAAUUGAACCUUUAAAACAGGUGCUCGUGCCCGAAAUGAUCAUCCUUGACUGUCGCCAGGGUCGUCAUCAGCAAGCUUUGCGGCUUCUAACUCACACAUUAGGAGACUAUGAUAGCGCAGUGCAUUAUUGUUUAGUGGGAGGCUCCAGCAUGUUUCGUCGUCGGCCGUUGGAUGCUACGGCGUCACAAUUUUCGCAACAGGAGCAAUCUGCUCUAUUCAGCUACCUUUUGACUGAGAUGCUUCAGAUACAAGACAUAACAGAAAGAAUUGAACGGACUGGAGAACUACUUGAUCGCUUCGGGAAAUGGUUUGAUGUACAUCUGGUUUUAACCAUGAUUCCUGAAUCUUGGUCCAUUGACAUCCUUUCAGGGUUCCUGGUUAGCGCACUGCAACAAUUGGUCACUGAGAGGAAUGAGACCCUGGUCACGAAAGCUUUGAGUGCGGCGGAGAAUCUACGAGCAGCUGCUGAAUAUAUAGCAAAUUGUAAAGUAGCCGGGCCAAUUGUUGAGGAAGCGAGCUGAGGAAUUUAAUUCGAAACCUUAAUCAUACUGUGUUUUCCUUUACUGCGCCAGAGAGUUCCAAUC
Messenger RNA from Xylona heveae TC161, 3774 nucleotides. RefSeq lists its product as hypothetical. The record is from RefSeq and is a predicted model, not a curated record. Bases 61 to 3711 code for a protein of 1216 amino acids. Gene Ontology annotation, biological process: vesicle-mediated transport; endosomal vesicle fusion; autophagy. Gene Ontology annotation, cellular component: fungal-type vacuole membrane; cytoplasm. Lineage: Eukaryota; Fungi; Ascomycota; Xylonomycetes; Xylonales; Xylonaceae. The transcript is spliced from 4 exons.